This is a messenger RNA of Penicillium paradoxum, 969 nucleotides long. RefSeq lists its product as uncharacterized. The coding region runs from base 1 to 969 and encodes 322 amino acids. Lineage: Eukaryota; Fungi; Ascomycota; Eurotiomycetes; Eurotiales; Aspergillaceae. The transcript is spliced from 2 exons. The record is from RefSeq and is a predicted model, not a curated record.
AUGCCGAAAUCCACCCCCCUCACAGCCCCCGCAACACCCAUAGCUCUCCAAGCCCACCACCUCCUCUCCCCACCCCCAGACCGCCUCACAAACACCGCAACCACACUAAGCAUCUCCCACCCCCAAGAAGACAACCCCAUCCACACCUUCACCAUCCACCGUCUACGCGCCCACGAACCCCCCGACAGCCCGGAUAGACAAGUCCCCCUCUACACAGUAUGCAGCAAGCCAUGGCCCAACACAGCGCGCAUAAUCUGCGAUACGGAGGAUACGCCCAUCCUGCUACUAAGACGGAUUUGGCUAUCCGGGGUGCGGAGGUGGGGCGUCCGGAUUCCCGGAAAACCAGGCGAUAUAUUAGAAGCGUCCAUGCCGUGGACCGGGGAAGGGCCGGGGAGCAAAGUCGGCGUCGGGAGUGGUGGGUUUCGGCUUGAUGUGCGAUUUGUGAAUGCGCUACGCGCGACGAGGGUAGCAUUGGACGAACCGCCGCCGUAUAGUGCGUUAGAAAGAAAUGGGAAUCUACCAAGAGAGAAAGAGACAUCCAUUCCAGAUUCUGUAUCGACGUCCAGACCUGCGGAGGACUCGACGUUGCCUUCUUAUGCCUCUGUUCGGCGGGAUUCGCCGAACGAAUUGCGGGAUCUGCUUGAUGCGAUUGAGCCGCCGCAGGAGCCGGCGCCGGCAUCGUACUCGUUGGCUGGGUCUUCGGCUUGUGCGCCUGGUUCUGGGAUCGGUGCUUGUGGGUCGAAGGUUGAGUUGAAGGUUUUGCAGCUAGGUGUGUCGGGGACGAGUGUGAUGAUGGGGAAUCAUAAGAUUAUCCAUGUUACGCGGCAUAAUUUUAUGGAUUACAGCAAAUCGAAACCGAAGUCGAGGCCGCGGUGGGAGGCUGAGGUUGCGGAAGGUGUGGAUUUAUUACUGGCAGUGAGUAUUGUGCUGAUUAUGGCCGAGUCGGUAUCUCAGAAUAAAUGGAGGUGA